UAAAUUACCUGGUCCAAAUCUAUUAGAAGUAUUAAAACUUUUUGUUUUAAACAAAUCAAAUGCAGAUCUUUACAACUACAUCUUCAACUUACGAGAAAGAUAUGGGUCUGUUAUUAAAAUUUGGAUAAAACCGUUUCGACCUAUUCUAAUUGUAUCAGACCCAAAAUAUUUCGAAGCUAUACUUGGGUCUAAGGUACAUUUACAUAAAACUAAAUUGUAUGAUUUAUUGCAUAGUAUUGCUGGAGAUGGAUUAGGAACAAUUUCAGAUGUUGAGAAAUGGAAAUCAGAUAGAAUUUUUUUUAAUCCAAUUUUUAAACACAAAUUUAUUUCUACUUACACUAACAAAUUAAAAUAUCACAUGGAGAAUUUUAAAGAAGUUUUAAUUACACACGAAAACCAGCCAGUCGAUGUGCAUUUAAUAAUACAUCAUUGUGCAAUGUAUAUGAUAUUAGAAUAUUUACUCGAUGAUAAUGUAAGUGUAGAAACCGCAUCAAAAAUUGUGAAUGCUGUGGACAAAAGCUUAGAUAUGACGCUUGAAAGAGAAUACUCCGUUAUAAAAUCGAAUAGUAUACUAUUUCGAUUUACUAAAAUGUAUAAAUCUUGGGUAGAAGUCCAUGAAUUUUUGGAUAAAACAUUUAUGAAUUUUAUUCAUAAACAUAUAAAUUUAAGAAAAAGUGGUCGUACAGAAACAAAUUCAGAAAACAAGAAUUUGAUGGAUUUAUUACUUGAAAAUAAUUAUUCUGAACACGAAAUAAUGAGUCAUUUGAAAACGUUCGUCCUUGCGGGCUUUGGUACGGUUGCUAAGGCAGCUUCAUUUGCUUUAUUUGAAAUUGCCAAACGGAAAGAUAUACAACAAAAAAUAUAUGAAGAAUAUUUAUCUUUAGCUGGAACUAAUGAAAAUUACGUUUUUACUUUUGAUGAUAUUCAAAAUUUGAAAUAUACUGAAUCAGUAAUUAAGGAAGCUAUGAGGAUGUAUCCUCCCAUACCACUCAUAGAAAGACAAUUGAAAUCGCCCAUAAUUAUAAAUGGAGUUCGUAUACCUAAAGAUAUCGAUGUUGUAUUCUCCAUCACGUCGUUGCACAAAUACAAUUUUUCAAAUCCGGAAAUAUUUAAUCCUGACAGAUUUUCACCAGAAAAUAUAGGUGAUAUAAAUCCAUACUCAUAUGCACCGUUUUCAAUUGGACCAAGAAAUUGUAUAGGGAAAAAAAUUGCUAUGAUUGAAUUGAAAUAUAUCAUUUCACACAUCGUAAAGGAUUUUACAUUACAUUCAAUUCAACCAGAACAUAAAUUAGAGUUAGCUACAACUUUUAAUUUAGUAAGCACAAAUGGAAUUCCAGUAAUUUUUAAAAAACGAGAAUUAUCAUAA
Messenger RNA from Onthophagus taurus, 1366 nucleotides. RefSeq names its product cytochrome P450 4C1-like. Lineage: Eukaryota; Metazoa; Arthropoda; Insecta; Coleoptera; Scarabaeidae. The record is from RefSeq and is a predicted model, not a curated record. Gene Ontology annotation, molecular function: oxidoreductase activity, acting on paired donors, with incorporation or reduction of molecular oxygen; heme binding; iron ion binding.